Messenger RNA from Brugia pahangi, 657 nucleotides. The record is from the annotation of a GenBank genome assembly. NCBI's taxonomy places the organism in Eukaryota, Metazoa, Nematoda, Chromadorea, Rhabditida, Onchocercidae.
AUGAAAGGAUUAUCGUUUAUUCGACAAUUAUUUUCCCAUCGACAGUUGCAUAUUUCUUUACUUAGGCAACAGACGAUACCAAUGGUGGUUGAUCAGGAUGGCCGUAUUGAAAGAGUUUAUGACAUUUAUUCACGGCUGCUCAAAGAUCGUAUUGUUUGUGUAAUGACAUCGAUAAAUGACCAGGUUGCUGCUUCUAUUAUUGCACAGCUUCUCUUUUUACAAGGCGAAAGCGCGAAGAGCACUAUUAAUAUGUAUAUAAUGUGUCCUGGUGGAAGCGUGACCGCUGGUUUAGGUAUUUAUGACACGAUGCAAUAUAUUAGCGCUCCAGUAGCAACUUGGUGUAUUGGCCAGGCUGCAAGUAUGGGUAGUCUUCUGCUGUCUGCUGGUGCAAAAGGGAUGCGUACAUCGUUGCCCAACGCUCGCAUAAUGGUUCAUCAACCUAGUGGUGGUGCAGAGGGCCAAGCAUCCGAUAUUUUGAUUCGAGCCGAAGAAAUUGGUAGACUGAAAACACGGUUGAACAAAAUUUAUGCCGUUCAUACAGGACAGGAUAUUGAAACGAUUGAGGAAGUACUAGAUCGCGAUAGAUAUAUGAGUCCGGAAGAAGCCAAACAGUUCGGUAUAAUUGAUCAGAUAGAGACUUCUGCAUUUGAUUUGUGA